GAUGCUGCUGAAGACGGCAUCACUAAGGCCUUUGCAAAUACUAAUACUGCUGCCGAACAUUAUGUUUAUUAUAAUCUACGACAUUCUCCGAAUCACCAGUUCCCUGUCCGGUUGCAGGCUCAUGGUUGGGAGCGGCUAGAAGCUGAAUUUGUCCCCGACACCGAACAGCAUAAAAAGCUUGCAGUCCUCAGCGGCUGAAACUCUCAAUCCAUUCGAGUUCCGGCUUCGUGCUCACCAGAAAGAGAGAGAGAGAGAGAAAAUAACGAUUCCAGAUUUGAGAGCGAAGCGUUUGCUUGGCCCAUUCCAUUGGUCCAUUUCCCCCACUCCCCCCACACCGCCUCAUUCUUUCCCGAAAAGGACUCGGGGCUUCAGACCAUGAGCGAGUUGCUGAAGUCGCCCCCGAACGAACUGCUGCUGGUCACCUCCACCCUGUAUAACAUCCCUCACAAGAUCGAUCCGGCCGAGCGCUCUCACGCCCCGGACGAGUCGCCCAGCCCCACCCCGUCAGGCAAGUCGAGGAGUAAGAAAGAUCUGUCCGAGGACGAGCAGUUCCUGCUGAGGAAGAAGAUCAACAGCCGGGAGCGCAAGAGGAUGCACGACCUGAACGUCGCCAUGGACGCCCUGAGAGAUGUCAUGCCUUACGCCCACGGCCCCUCGGUGCGGAAACUGUCCAAAAUCGCCACGCUGCUGCUGGCCAGGAACUACAUCCUGAUGCUGACCAGCUCCCUGGAGGAGAUGAAGCGGCUGCUGGGCGAGAUGUACGGCAGGAGCGGCUCGGCAACCCGCCUGGGCCAGCUGCCCGUGCUGACCGCCGCCGGGGGCUCGCUGCUGCUUGGGGCCGCCCCUUCGCUCUUGACCCUCGGCAGCCCCCGCCACUCGUCCCCUGGCAUCAAGUGCCCUCUGACUCCGGACGAUCAACCUUGCUUCCAACAGUGGCCCGGCUCUCCCUGUGCCUGCGCGGCCUGCAGGUUUCACUGCCUCCCAUCCGGCCUCAGUGCUCCCACUCACCAGGCCAGAUUUCCCAAGUGAUGCUGGAAUUCACCGGUGGAACUCCGCACUCGGACUUUACUCAAACUGUUCAUUGUGUGUAAAAAAAAAAGCGUGCGAAUGGUUUUAAAAAGAAAUAGAUGUGUACGGAUCUGGGCUAGAAUAUUUUCUCUACAUAAUAAACACUUGCCGAAUUUCACUGUUGACACUAAUGCUUAGGGUUAGUAAAUGGAUUAGGAUUUCAUUGAUGUUAUGGCCAAAGCUACUCACUACUUUAGGAUUAUCCGGAUAGCUUUCCAGUCUAUCUCCCCGCGCGACUCCAUCACAGAGCCUUCCCAAUGUAGGUAUUAGACUACAGUAAUCCGCAGGUGUCAGGCUGGAGAGACUGAAACAACCAAGUCAACUGUUUCUUUCGUUUUGUAUAAAGAAGUUUCAUUCUAAUUGCCGAAUAACCACAUUUCGAGCUCUUCUUAACAAUUGAACUGCUAUUUAUUAUCAACGUAUUAGCAACACCUCUUGUUUUAUACUUGAUCUCAUAAAUGCAUCCUUUUUAUAAAGAAAAGCUCUUGACAACUGAACCAUUACUGACGAAUGACUUGUUUUGUUGCCGAUUGUUAAUUAAAUUACAUGUAUUAAAUGUCCUGUACAGUUAUAUAUAUAUACAAUAAAUGUUUUG
Messenger RNA from Stegostoma tigrinum, 1663 nucleotides. RefSeq names its product oligodendrocyte transcription factor 3-like. NCBI's taxonomy places the organism in Eukaryota, Metazoa, Chordata, Chondrichthyes, Orectolobiformes, Stegostomatidae. Bases 376 to 1029 code for a protein of 217 amino acids. The record is from RefSeq and is a predicted model, not a curated record. The transcript is spliced from 2 exons. Gene Ontology annotation, molecular function: protein dimerization activity.